AUGGAUCUCGGUUGGUUUGUCCUUUCGGUGUUUCUCUUUAUAGAGAUUCUUUUGGUGACACUGGUGUGCAUGCCGAUGCCAAGCAACGAAGUUCGCGGAGCCGUGAAUGGUUGGGUGGCGUCGUUGUGGUUGUACCAACCCGUCCAAUACGCCGCCAUUGGCAUGUUGGCCGUCGACGUGUUUUACUUGUGCUUUGUGUGGCAAGCCCUGAGCAAUCCGUUGUACGACAUGGGAUUUUUCUCGCACGAAAUGGGUGUCUCGUGCGAGUACAAGCAAGAUUUGUACUUGGCCGAACGGAAUGCCUACAUUUCCGCAUCCAUUUUGUUUCUCUUUUUUGUCCUUCGACGAUUGGUCGAUAUUCAAGACAAACUUCACAUGGCCCGCAGUCAAGUCAAGGCAAUACAAGGAGGAGGUGGUGCUGGUGGGGAUGCCUUGUUGAUGGAUGGGAGUCACAAAAAGCCAUUGGCCGUUGAAGCAGACGACAAAAAGGCAAAGUAG
Molecule: messenger RNA, 498 nt
Organism: Seminavis robusta
Lineage: Eukaryota; Bacillariophyta; Bacillariophyceae; Naviculales; Naviculaceae
Source: the annotation of a GenBank genome assembly